GUGGAAGACGAGCUACGACGGCCGCCAUUAAAACUGCCUCCGGAUUGUGAAGAUGAGGUGAGAUGAUGACGUGGCAUUGUUUUGGCCUCUUCCACUUUUGCCAAAAAAAGUCUUUCUCUAUUGUGAAGUCUCCGGAGACUCAAAAAAGGCAACUUCCGACGAAGCUUCGCAUGAGUAUUGAGUGGUGGAUCCAACGUGUUCUCUUUACUUACUUCACUACGCCUUGCUCAUUGCUUCUCCACUCAUCUCUCUCCCUCUCUCUCUCUCUCUCCCCAUCGGCAUACACAUGGCAGAACUUGUGGGCGGCGAAGUUGUGACGGAGCUCGUGAAGCAGCUCUUUGCUGUGUCAAAGAAAGCCUUCAGGUGCAGAAGCGUCGCGGAGAAUCUCGCAAUCAUGAUCGACAACGUUAAACCAAACAUCAAGGAGAUCCUCUACAGCGGCGUGGAGGUGAGUGAGCAUCGCCAGGUUCAAUUGCGUAUGUUCUCUGAGACUUUAGACAAGUGCAAGAAGCUCACCGAUAAGGUUCUUAAAUGUCACCGUUGGAACAUGGUUCGUCAGCUGUACCAUGCCAAGAAGAUGGAAGAUCUUGAGAAGAAGAUCUCCAGAUUCAUUCAGGGCUUGCCUCUCCAUAUUCUCGCUGACGUUCAUCAUCUCCGGGUCGAUGCUGAAGUGCGCUUGGAUCGGAUUGAUAGGAGUUGCGAUAGCUUGACUGAGAAGCUUGGUUCUAUGAAGAUCAGGGGAAGUGAAUCGAUGCGGGAGGUGUUGAAGACGGCCGAGGCUACCAUGGAGACUGUGACUGAUGAUGGUGGUUUCGAAAACUUGGGGGUGGGAUUGGAAUUGGGGAAGAGGAAAGUGAAGGAGAUGUUGUUUAAAUCCAGUGAUGAAGCUCGACUUGUUGGGAUCUCAGGGAUGAGUGGUUCAGGGAAAACCACACUUGCCAGAGAGAUUGAGCGGGACGAGGACGUUCGAGGCCACUUUGGGGACCGGGUUUUGUUUCUGAUUGUAUCACAAUCUCCCAAUCUUGAGGAGCUGAGAUCACGUAUUUGGGGAUUUCUUACUGGUUAUGAUGUUGACGUUGGUGAUACCCUGCCGGAAUCGACACGGAAGCUAGUGAUCCUUGAUGAUGUUUGGACAAGGGAAUCUCUGGACCAGCUGAUGUUCACUAUUCCUGGAUACUCAACUCUUGUGGUCUCACGGUCUAAACUCGCGGAUACUAGAACCACCUAUGAUGUAGAGUUACUAAACGAAGAUGAAGCAACGUCUCUGUUCUGUCUCUCUGCUUUCAACCAGAAAUCAGUCCCGCUAGGAUUCAGCAAAAGUUUGGUCAAGCAGGUUGUUGGGGAGUGUAAAGGUCUACCUUUGUCUCUGAAAGUUAUUGGUGCUUCAUUGAAAAACCAACCUGAAAAAUAUUGGGAAGGUGCAGUCACGAGGUUAUCAAAGGGUGAACCUGCUGAUGAAACUCACGAGAGUAGGGUGUUUGCUCAAAUCCAAGCAACUUUAGAAAAUCUAGACCUUAAAACCAGAGACUGUUUCUUGGAACUCGGUGCUUUCCCUGAAGACAAGAAGAUCCCUCUUGAUGUUCUCAUAAACGUGUUGGUUGAGUUGCAUGAUCUCGAGGACACAACUGCUUUUGCUGUUAUUGUUGAUUUAGCAAACAGGAAUCUUCUUACUCUCGUGAAAGAUCCAAGGUUUGGCGCUAUGUACACUAGCUACUAUGACAUUUUUGUGACGCAGCAUGAUGUUCUAAGAGAUGUAGCACUUCGUCUUAGCAAUCGUGGGAUAUUGAAUAGACGAGAGCGGUUGUUGAUGCCAAAAAGAGAGUCAGAGCUUCCCAGAGAAUGGGAGAGAAGCAAUGAUGAGCCAUACAAUGCUCGGAUAGUUUCCAUUCACACAGGAGAAAUGACUGAGAUGGAUUGGUUUGACAUGGAACUCCCUAAGGCUGAAGUUUUGAUCUUAAACUUUUCUUCUGAGAAAUAUGUAUUGCCUCCUUUCAUUGCUAGGAUGGGCAAGCUUAGGGCGCUCGUGAUUAUAAACAACGGUAUGUCUCCAGCUCGUCUACAUGACUUCUCAAUCUUUACCAAUAUGGCCAGGCUGAAGAGUCUAUGGCUUGAGAGGGUUCAUGUCCCUGAACUCUCUAGCAGUACGGUUCCCUUGAAAAACCUCCACAAGCUAUCUCUGAUCCUAUGCAAGAUCAAUAAUAGCUUUGAUCAGACUGAAGUAGACAUUGCCCAAGUCUUCCCAAAACUGACUGAUCUCACAAUAGAUCAUUGUGGUGAUCUUGUGGAACUACCUUCCACCAUCUGUGGAAUCACCUCUCUCAACUCCAUCAGCAUAACAAAUUGUCCCCGCAUCAAGGAAUUGCCUAAGCAUCUGAGUAAGCUAAAAGCCCUUCAACUUCUGAGGCUAUACGCUUGCCCGGAGCUGAAAUCUCUGCCUGUAGAAAUCUGUGCGCUGCCAAGACUAAAGUACGUAGACAUCUCUCAAUGUGUCAGCCUGAGUUCUCUUCCAGAAGAGAUAGGAAAAGUAAGGACACUUGAGAAGAUGGACAUGAGAGAAUGCAGCUUACUGAGCAUACCGAGAUCUGCAGUUUCAUUGACUUCUCUACGCCAUGUAAUAUGCGAUAGCGAGGCUUUGUGGAUGUGGGAAGAGGUGGAGAAGGCGGUUCCAGGACUUCGUGUUGAAGCCGCUGAAAAGUCUUUCAGCCUGGAUUGGCUCGACGAAUAGGCAAUGCUUCUCCCUCCGAGCCUUUUGAACCAUGUUGUGUCUAAAUAAUUCAUUGCUUAUAUGUAGCAAUUUCUUGUAUAAUAUUUAUUUGCUUUGCGAUUUUCAUAUAAGUUGGAUUUAUGUUAGGAUCAUUCCAGAUUUUUAACCUGUAAUAUAGAGUAGGUUUUGUGACCAAGAAAAAAAUUGUAUUUGAAAAGUUAUAUAAAAAAAAAAAUUAAAUGUUAAAUUUA
Messenger RNA from Capsella rubella, 2955 nucleotides. Its product is annotated as probable disease resistance protein At5g04720. Gene Ontology annotation, biological process: defense response to fungus. Gene Ontology annotation, molecular function: ADP binding. Bases 287 to 2725 code for a protein of 812 amino acids. NCBI's taxonomy places the organism in Eukaryota, Viridiplantae, Streptophyta, Magnoliopsida, Brassicales, Brassicaceae. The transcript has 6 exons. The record is from RefSeq and is a predicted model, not a curated record.